AGAGAGGGUUCGUUGCAGUUAAAUACGCAACUACCUCUCCAUUCUAUCCCUCCAUCCCUUGCCUGCUCUCUCUCUUCUCUUCUCUUCUCUUCUCUCUCACAGAGUCAUUAACUAUACAUAGAAGAGAUAUAGAUAGAUAGUACAUUCCUUUGUGAUUCUUUGCGAUCACUUAAAUCUCUCUCUCUCUCUCAUUUCCAAUCUCCCUCUCUCUCUAACUACUACUCUACGUAACGUUUGCUCUUCCAUAAUUCUCUUUCGUCCCUUGAUUACUUAUAAUAAAAAGCAAAACCUAGCUAGCACCUCUCGUUGACAUUAGGAGCGCUCAUAAUCCUUUUUUGUGCUGUUCUCUCUCUGCUGCACUUGAGGGAAAAUCAUGGCAAGGGAACAAUUGCAGGUGCUUAAUGCACUUGAUGUGGCCAAAACACAAUGGUACCAUUUCACGGCAAUAGUGAUUGCUGGCAUGGGGUUUUUCACUGAUGCAUACGAUCUUUUUUGCAUCUCCCUUGUGACCAAAUUGCUGGGUCGGAUAUAUUACUACCAACCAGGUUCUGAUACUCCGGGAGCUUUACCUUCAAAUGUGUCAUCAGCUGUUAAUGGUGUUGCAUUCUGUGGUACCCUUUCUGGUCAGCUCUUCUUUGGCUGGCUUGGUGACAAAAUGGGCAGAAAACGUGUCUAUGGUAUGACGUUGAUGAUCAUGGUCAUUUGCUCCAUUGCUUCUGGCCUCUCUUUUGGCAAAAAUCCUACCGCUGUUAUGUCUACUCUUUGCUUCUUUCGCUUCUGGCUUGGAUUUGGCAUUGGUGGUGACUACCCACUUUCCGCUACAAUCAUGUCUGAGUAUGCUAAUAAAAAGACUCGCGGUGCUUUCAUUGCUGCUGUUUUUGCCAUGCAAGGUUUUGGAAUCUUGGCUGGGGGGAUGGUCGCUAUUGUAAUUUCUGCGGCUUUUAAGGCCCAGUUUCCUGCCCCAGCUUUUGAAGUUGAUCCAGCUGGCUCUACUGUGCCUCAAGCUGAUUAUGCUUGGCGGAUUAUUGUGAUGUUUGGUGCAAUUCCAGCUGCUCUUACUUAUUACUGGCGAAUGAAGAUGCCUGAAACUGCGCGUUACACUGCCUUGGUUGCGAAGAAUGCUAAACAGGCUGCGUCUGACAUGGCAAAAGUGCUUGAGGUUGAGUUGGAGUCAGAACAAGAGAAAAUUGAGAAGAUGUCACAGGAAAAGGGCAAUGAUUUUGGUCUUUUCUCUACACAAUUUGCUCGUCGUCAUGGACUCCACUUGCUUGGAACCACUACCACUUGGUUCUUGUUAGACAUUGCAUUCUACAGCCAGAAUCUGUUUCAAAAGGACAUUUUCAGUGCUAUUGGGUGGAUUCCUAAGCCCAAAACUAUGAAUGCCCUUGAAGAGGUCUUUAAAAUUGCUAGAGCACAGACUUUAAUUGCUCUUUGCAGCACGGUUCCGGGUUAUUGGUUUACUGUUGCAUUUAUUGACAGGAUUGGCAGGUUUGCAAUUCAAUUGAUGGGAUUCUUCUUCAUGACAGUAUUCAUGUUUGCCUUGGCUAUCCCUUACCAUCAUUGGACUCUGCCGGACCACCGAAUUGGCUUCGUUGUGAUAUAUUCACUCACUUUCUUCUUUGCCAAUUUUGGUCCCAAUGCCACCACAUUUGUUGUUCCUGCAGAGAUAUUCCCAGCGAGAUUGAGGUCUACUUGCCAUGGUAUAUCAGCUGCAUCUGGCAAAGCAGGGGCAAUUGUGGGUGCAUUCGGGUUCUUGUAUGCUGCAGAUGGUAUCGGAGUGAGGAAGACUCUUAUAGUUCUGGGUGUAAUAAAUUUCCUGGGAAUGAUUUUUACUUUCUUAGUACCUGAAUCGAAGGGAAAAUCACUCGAGGAAAUGUCUGGUGAAGGUGAGCAAGAAAACGGAUCCACGGCUGAGUCUAGGCAAACCGUUCCAGUUUAGUUAGGCUUUCAUACUACGUGGUAUCUUUGUAUAAUCUCAGGAAAUUAGCGGAAGACGCAGGGAUAAGCAUGCUUAUGAGCAUAGUAAGCUCUCAGGGUUCUGCUUACUUUUCUAGCCGUGAAUUAGCUGGUCUUAGUUGUAGGAAAAAUAAGAAAAAUUAGCUUUCUAGUGGCGUGAUUCUCACUUUCCUGUACGGUUCCUAUAGAAUGAAUCUCUAUUUCACCGUUUACAUAA
Messenger RNA from Populus trichocarpa (black cottonwood), 2173 nucleotides. RefSeq names its product inorganic phosphate transporter 1-4. NCBI's taxonomy places the organism in Eukaryota, Viridiplantae, Streptophyta, Magnoliopsida, Malpighiales, Salicaceae. The transcript has 2 exons. The record is from RefSeq and is a predicted model, not a curated record. Gene Ontology annotation, cellular component: membrane. Gene Ontology annotation, biological process: phosphate ion transport; transmembrane transport. Gene Ontology annotation, molecular function: phosphate transmembrane transporter activity. Bases 374 to 1939 code for a protein of 521 amino acids.